Messenger RNA from Choloepus didactylus (southern two-toed sloth), 5727 nucleotides. It is a transcript of the gene AQP11, whose product is annotated as aquaporin 11. The record is from RefSeq and is a predicted model, not a curated record. Bases 305 to 1120 code for a protein of 271 amino acids. Gene Ontology annotation, biological process: transmembrane transport. The transcript has 3 exons. Lineage: Eukaryota; Metazoa; Chordata; Mammalia; Pilosa; Megalonychidae. Gene Ontology annotation, molecular function: channel activity. Gene Ontology annotation, cellular component: membrane; cytoplasm.
CACGGGGAGGCAGGUGUGUGUCUGGCUCUGACUGACCGCUGGCCCCUCUGACGGUGCCCUAGCAGAGGCUUCCUCGCCGCUCCUCGCCUCCCCUCCUCCCCGCUCUGCCCCAAUACCCAGGCGGCGAGCUGAGGUGGGAAGGGAGGAGUCCUCCAGCGCGGCGCCCCCGGGGACUCUGACUCCUCUAGAGUCGGCCCGCCCCGAGGGGUGUGAGGAGGAGGCGGGACCAUGGACUUUGGACUCAGGACCAUAACCGCCCCCUGCCGGGACCCAGCAGACAGCCUUGUCAGGCGGUGAUAAAGCCAUGUCUGCGCUACUGGGGCCCUGGCCCGAGGUCCGGGACACCGGCACCUCGCUGGGGCUGAUGUUGUCGGUCGUGCUGUUCAUGGGCCUGGCCCGCGUCAUCGCCCGGCAACAGCUGCACAGACCCAUCGUCACUGCCUUCGUCUUGGAGUUUCUGGCCACCUUCCAGCUCUGCUGCUGCACCCACGAACUGCAGCUGCUGAGCGAGCAGGACCCGGCGCACCCCACCUGGCCGCUGGCGCUUAUUUACUUCUUCUCGCUGGUGCAUGGCUUGACUCUGGUGGGCACCGCCAGCAACCCGUGCGGCGUGAUGAUGCAGAUGAUGCUGGGGGGAAUGUCCCCCGAGACGGGGGCGAUGACGCUGUUGGCCCAAUUGAUUAGUGCCCUGUGCAGCAGGUACUGCAUAAGCGCCCUGUGGAGCCUGGGUCUGACCAAGUAUCACGUCAGCGAGAGGAGCUACGUUUGCAGGAAUCCCAUCCACGUCGACUUGCUCAAAGCGGUCAUCGUAGAGACCAUCUGCUCCUUCAUCUUUCACAGCGCCUUGCUGCACUCCCAGGAAGUUGGAACUAAGCUCCGUAUCCACUUGCUGGCAGCACUCAUCACCUUUUUGGUCUAUUCAGGAGGAAGUCUAACAGGAGCUGUAUUUAAUCCAGCUUUGGCACUUUCACUGCAUUUCAAGUGUUUUGAUGAAGCAUUCCCUCGUUUUUUUAUAGUAUAUUGGCUGGCUCCUUCUUUAGGUAUAUUGUUAAUGGUUUUGAUGUUCAGUCUUUUCCUUCCAUGGCUGCAUAACAACCAUACAAUUAAUAAAAGGGAAUAACUAUUCCAAAAGACUCAGACUAAGUUACAUGACAGUCAAGCUGGAGGAUAAAGAUUUUAUCACCUCAUUUGCAACACACUGGCUGCACUGGAUUCACCAAUGUUAGCUUCCUUUGAGGAAGCUGCCUUAUAGGUUUCAUCACUGGGACUUAAAUUACUGUGAAACUGAGGUACCUCAGUUUCUCAGUUAAGACUUGUUCUUUUGAGUGAUGUAUUAAAUGCUACUGGAAAAGUCUUAUUACACUAAAUAUAAAAAUCAAGUGGUAAUUGUUAACUUUGAUGAAAGUAAUGGGUUUUUCUUUUAAACUGGUUUCUUGCCAUUCCCUAUGUCUCUUCCACACACGAAGCUGAGUUUGACUUACUGUUUCAUGGCUGUUUGUCUUAUAGUAUAGAAAUACUUUUAAAAAUUCAUGUCUCUAUUAUGUAGCUUAAGUAAAACGAGAGCAUUAAUUUGUGAAAAUAUCCAGCCCCCUAAAUUUCACCUGUCAGUAUUUAAGUUUGUGACUUCUGAUGACAUUACAGCCUUUCAAGUGGUGGUUGUUUCCCUGUUCUUCACUGCUGCUUCCUGGCUGUUCUCCUUCACUCCCUCCAUCCAUUAAACACAUGUCAUCACACCAUGCCAUCUGCUACCCAAGUCCUUCUUGUUUCAGUCAUCUACCGUACCCGCCCCUCAAUUUCCCCUUGUUCUUUUAAGAUCUCAGUUCCUAUCUCACUCUCACUCCCUGUAACACUACUCCAGUGAUAUAUUUUGGUGAUUUCAAUACCCAUAUAGGUGAUCUGUCCAAUGUCUCAUCCUCUCAGUUCCUUGACUGCCUCUUCUUCGAUAAUUUUGUCUUUUCUUGUGCCUAAGCCAAAACUUUGGUCAUAUCCUUGAGCUUGUUGUUACCAAUAACUGAAACUCUUCUAUGAUCUCAAACACCUCCUCUUUCUUCCAUUUCACUCACUGCAGUGCCCCAUCUCCAAUGAUUCUUUCACCCCAUGGGAACUUUUUUCCAUUAGUGCACCACUUUUUCAUAUCUCUCAAACCCCUCAAGUACUUGCUUCUCCUUAAAUAGCUUAAAUUACUUGACCAGUCAUCAUGACAUGCUUGCAGGCACUCUUAAUUUUGUCUCCUCUAUCUCUUCAUCAUUCUCACAUGGCUUAACCACAGCUUGAUAAUAGUCAUUUCAUGUUGAUACAUGCAAAUCUACUUAAUUCUAACUGCAGUUUAUCCAUUCUAUUCAUGGACAUUUCUAGUUAUUCACUAUUAAAACAAUACUUUGGCAAACAUUCUUGGGCAUGUCUUCUUGGGCACAUGUGUGUUUCUCCAGAGCAGUUGACUUUCAGACUUUUUAUUCUGGCCUACUAGCACAGUUUGGUCCAAGUCACCAUCUACUCUUGUCCAGAGUACUGCAGUAACUUCCUGUUUCUACUGCCUGAGUAAUCCUAUUAAUCAGAUCAUGUCACAGCUUCCCAUUUCAGACUAAAAGACUUGUAUUCCUCCAAUUAACUAUUACAACUAGCAAUUGGUGGUGCAAAAUAUUAGCAUAUGAACUAAUGUGAAUUCUGGGUUAUGAUGACAUCAAUCCCAUAAUUUACAAUUGCUUAUGAGCUAAUUUCUCAUUAUGAGAAACCACACUGUAGCAGAACUGACUGUACUGGAAUGCUAGGACUAGCAUAACUACUAUACUUUAAGCCAUCCUCCAUAAUGAAUACUUUUCCCCAUUUCUAAAAGCAUACAUGAAAUUUCUGCAGCCUUUUGUGGAAACAUUCUUCAGCUUAACCACAAUUCCAGAUAAUUACUACUACCACAUUGUAGGCUCGCAGACCCUAGGCACCUUCUAUUUGCAAGUACUCUCUAAAUUAGUUUCUUUGCCUUUAGUCCACCUCCCUGCCAUUCUACAGAUUCUGUAUAUUCUGAACCAAACAAAAAAGCAUAAAUCAAGAUUGACAAUAAGACAAUAUUAUUAAAAAUUGUGCUUUUUAAAGACAUAAAGUGAAGACAAGUCACAGAAUAGGAGAUUAGUAUGUAGUAUAUAAAGAACAAAUCAGUAACAAAAAUUAAAUUGGGCAAAAAAUGUGAAAGAAGUAUGCAAAGGAGGAAGGUGUUCAACCUCACUAGUAAUCAGGGAGGUAGAAAUUACAUUCAUAAUGAAAUAUCACUUCAUUUGUCAGAUUUGGCAAAUAUUCAGAAGUCUCGUAAUACCAAAUGUUGGUGAAGAUAUAGAGAAGCAGGAAAUCUCACUCCCUAUUUGUAGAAAUGUAAAUUGACAAAGGAAACAAUUUAGCAAAAUCUAGUUAAGUUAAAGAUUUACCUAAGUAUUUUUAAUGAACUUUUUUGUUUCAGGAUUGGUAUAAAUGAAUGAAUGAAUGAAUGCAGGCUUGUGGUUGCUGAUGGAAAAUAUAUUUCUUAUGGUAGACCAUAAUGAAAAGUGUGAAAGCUACUGUGAUAGAGAAACACGCGUUACAGUUGUAAGAAGACAUGUACAAGAAUAUUCACUGCAGCAGCGCUUUAAUAGUGAAUACUGAAAGUUCAAAUGCCUUUCACUGGAAUGAAUAAACUGUGCUAUAGAGCUAUACAGCUGCCUGCAUCAACUUGGAUUAAAAAAAAAACUGCUAAGUAGGAAACAAGGUAGCACAAGGAAUCAAUUAAUAAAAGUUUUAAAACAUGCAACCCAAUACCACAAACUGUUUAUAGGAUACAUACAUAUGUAGCAAAAGUACAAAUGCAUACAUGGUUAUGAUAAAUACCAAAUCUGGGAGAGUGGUUACCUCUAGAGGAAAGGACAGAGACUGGGAUCAGGGGGGUACAAAGGAAGACACAAUUGUACUUGUAUUAUUUUAUUUCUUAAGCUGGUUUGAGUAUGUGAGUAUCUGUUACAUUACUCUGCUUUUCUUAAUAUGCCAGUAAUAUAGCAGAAUACAAGUUUUUUUAAUAAAGUUAGUUAAUUAUAACCAACUUUUCCUCAAUCACUGUAGCUGUAGAGUUUUGCAUUUAAACAAUGGAUGCUAAUUAUAAAGUUUUUAACCCAAUUCCCUAUUCUUCAGGUAAAAAAUGUGACGAUGAAUAUUUCAAAGUAGAAUGAAAAAAACCUGAGACCUUCUCCUACCCUCGUCUCCCAUUUCCUCUUCCAGAGACAACUGAUACCAGUUACUUAUGUUCUACUAGGGACAAUUUAUGCCCAUACAAACAUAUGAGUAUAUACGACCCUCAUUCUAACCUCCAGCCCCUUUUCUUUUAUAAACACCUCUACAUACUGUAUUUUUUUUUUUUUUUGGUACAGCUGUACUGUAAAUAAUCGAACCAAACCUAAUGAUGGACAUUGAGGUUGUUUUCAGACUUUUGUUUUUACAAAUUAAGUUGCAAUGAAUACUCUUGAUAUAUGACUUUUUCUACAAAAAAAAAAAUGUACAAAUUUAUCUCCUUUAAGGGGAAUUUCUGGGUCAAAGAAUAUGUGCAUUUUUAAUUUUGACAAAUAUUGUGCCCCACAGUUUUUAUAAAAACCUUUCUUAAUAUUUGUACACAAUUCCAACUUAGUAAAUAUUUUAUGGAAAAUGUAACAACUUUUUAUUUUAAGAUUUGCAGUUGCAGUAGAGAUCUGUAAAUUUUUAGCAAGCCAGCAUCCAAACAGCUGUCCUAUUUGAGGGUUAAUCUGCCACUGUGUGAAUCUAGGCAGGGGCCGUGUGCCCUCCUACUACAGAGGUUGAAGGGGCCAGACACUCCUUUUCCUGCCCCUGGCAAAUACGACACACAGUGCCAGCUAGGACUUUGAAUCUCAUGUGUGGUGACUCAAAGACACAGGGGCAAUUAAGAAGUCAGUCUGGCUGCAGCACAGCAAUCAUGACAUCCUAUGUAAACCACUUCUAGGUCCUAACCUUUUUUCUGAACCUGGUUAUACAUUUUGUGAACUAACAGAUAGCCUUCCAAUAAAUUCUUUUUCUGGUUAAAUUAGCCAGAUUUGAAUUUAUUUUCAACCAGAAGGUGGAAUGAUACAGGAUCAUUAUUUUAUGAACAUAAAUUGCUGCAUCAUCCUCAUACUAUACACUAUAUAGGAUUAGACAGCUGUAUUUGGGGGAUUAUCUAUUUGCUUUUCUUCAUAAUUCUGCCAGCUAUUUACUGCUGCCAUUGAUAUGCCUAAUGUAACCACCCCUUCUGCCUUUUCUAACCUGUUGCAUGUUUGCAAACUAGAUACUCAAGUACAUUAGACCUUUUUGUAAAGCAGGAACAGAGACUUGCAGUGAAGGCCUGAAAGUUGAUGAGAAAAAUGGAUAGACUACAUGAUGUCUAUUGUAAUUGUCCGGUAGAUUUCUGAAUUUCACGCUUCUCAGAUAUAGUCUAAGAGAUGAGUUAAUAUUGUAUGUGUAGCUUUUUUUGUUAUGAAAAUUAACAUCUAUUAAGAUGACUGUUUCCUAGGCACUGUUAUUCUAAGUGCUUUAUACAUAUUCUUGAUUCAUAAUCUCCAAAAUAAUAAUAGUUACCCUGCAUAUGCUUUUAGUUAUUGCCUUCUUAUUCCCAGGUAUGUAUCUCUAUUUUCUUUAUUGUUUAAAAAUUGAAUUAAAACAAACAAAAAUUCUGACCCAGUUCAAUGCUCUCUGAAAAGCUUUUCAUUUCUCAUCUGAAAUUAUGAA